Messenger RNA from Olea europaea var. sylvestris, 1635 nucleotides. RefSeq names its product zinc finger CCCH domain-containing protein 20-like. Lineage: Eukaryota; Viridiplantae; Streptophyta; Magnoliopsida; Lamiales; Oleaceae. Gene Ontology annotation, molecular function: metal ion binding. Bases 64 to 1152 code for a protein of 362 amino acids. The record is from RefSeq and is a predicted model, not a curated record. The transcript has a single exon.
UGAACCUCCAUUACCCCAGCAGUUUAUAAACAAACUGAACCCGUUCGACAAUACCACAAAAAAAUGAUGAUCGGAGUAAGAAACUAUGAUAGCCAGACGGAACAUGUACCUCCAUGGUCCUUCGCUACAGAUGAUUCCAACUCUUACAUUCUUAGCCCUAAUAUGAAUGUUAACGGCGGCGGGGGCGGCUCCAUUGAUGACUAUUCUAUUUUCACGGCGUUGCAGCGCUAUUUGCCGUCUAACUCCGUUGGGGAAGGGGACUUAACGGUGGACGCGCACACGUGUGACCAAUUCAGGAUGUUUGAGUUCAAGGUGAGGAAGUGCUCGCGUGGGAAGUCACAUGACUGGACGGAGUGUCCGUACGCCCAUCCCGGUGAAAAGGCUCGCCGGAGGGACCCCAGGAAGUUUCAUUAUUCCGGCACCGCGUGCCCGGAGUUUCGUAAAGGGGCCUGCAAGAAGGGUGACGCAUGUGAAUACGCACAUGGGGUUUUUGAGUGCUGGCUUCACCCGGCGCGCUAUCGUACGCAGCCAUGCAAGGAUGGUCUUAACUGUAAGAGAAGGGUUUGUUUCUUCGCUCACUCGGCCGAUCAGCUCCGGGUUCUGAGUCCACGAGCCGAGUCGUAUGACGGCUCGCCACGCCGGCUUGCAUUCAUAUCAUCGCCGGAUUCUGGCUCUCCACCGACUGAGUCGCCACCAAUGUCUCCGAUGACCCCUGCCGCCACAACCUCCAUGAGCUCUCUCAAUCGGUCGCUCGGAUCGAAUUCAAUCAACGAAACAAUCGCUUCUUUGCGCCAGCUGCAGUUGAACAAGGUGAAGUCUAUACCUUCCUCUUGGAAUCUACAAGUGGGUUGUUCUCCCUCUGGGCUGGGUUCGCCCCGGGUAUCCGUUACCCGACCUGGAUGCUUGAGUCUACCAUCAACUCCUACCAAACCCUUGUCCCGGGCAGGUUUCAGGUGGGACAAGGACGUUGGCUACGAGGAGCCACCUACGGAGAGGAUUGAAUCAGGGAGGGAUUUGAGGGUUCAGAUGUUUGAGAGAUUGAGCAAGGAGAAUCCAUUGGUUAGGGUUAACCACUUGAACUGGAACCUUAACCCGAACCCCGCUCAGGACCCGAACCCUGACAUCGGGUGGGUCUCUGACAUGUUGAACUAAUCAUGUUUUAUAUUUUGGUGGCCUUCUAUUAAUUCUGCAUGCAAAUAGUACUGGAAAAAGGGAAAAGCUGUUAAUUUGUCAUUUUGGGAGCAACACAUUGAAGAUUCUGUAAAUUAUGUUGCUGCAUAAACUGCUGGUUAUUACGAUGUCGUUCGGUUUUCGCCUAGUUUUUGAACGAAUAGUUUCCGUACAAUCUAUCUGUAAAUAUAUUAGCAGUUCAGUUUGAAGAGCAAUCUCUCUUUUCUGGGGGCUGAAAAUUUGUAAGAAAAGAUGAGAGUUCAUUGCAAGAAGACCUGUGCUGGCCAAAAAGAACAGGUAGCCCAGAAUAUGGAUUGCUUUAUUUUUAUUUAUUAAUUAAGGUUGUUCAUAGUUAUUUAUUACCAGUGUUUUCACAAGCUCAAGUUAUAAGCUUGUAAUGCAAGUUAAUAUUUUUGAGUUAGGAUCUUUGUUAUAAGCUUUCUGCCGUUCAGUUUUAGCUUCCAA